Metarhizium album ARSEF 1941 is the source of this 618-nucleotide messenger RNA. Its product is annotated as LPS-induced tumor necrosis factor alpha factor. Bases 1 to 618 code for a protein of 205 amino acids. The transcript has 2 exons. Gene Ontology annotation, molecular function: zinc ion binding. The record is from RefSeq and is a predicted model, not a curated record. Lineage: Eukaryota; Fungi; Ascomycota; Sordariomycetes; Hypocreales; Clavicipitaceae.
AUGGAUUCACAGCAGCAGCAGCAGCAGCAGCAGCCCAACGUUGCUCCUGCGCAACCACAGCAAGCCUACCAUGGCGUCGCAAACGACAGCAUUCAGCCUGGUCAGCAGCCCAGCAACGGACACGGCCUGCCUCCGAGCUACGACAAGGCAAACCACGCGAGUGUCAUCCCCUUGAACCAGCUGGGCAACCAGCCGCAGUGGAUUGACUGUCCGUUCUGCCGUCAACGCACGAUGACGACGGUGCAGCGAGAGGGCACUUCUAUGCAAAUCCUCGUUGGUGCCCUCCUCUGCCUCUUCUGCGUUUGCCUCACCUGCGUGCCCUGCCUCGCCGGCUGGUUCGAAGACACCCACUACCGCUGCUCCAACUGCAAGAACGUGGUUGCUAUCCGGCGACAUGAUGGUCCGAUCGAAGUCUACGGCCCCGCGAUGCCCGUCUACUCUCAAUACAGCGGCAUCCAAGCUCCCAUGAAUGCCCAGCAGUCAAACUCUCAGCAGCCAUCACUGCCCCAACAGCCUCGGCAGCUUCUGCAACAGCAUCAGGAGCAAUAUCCCAUGCAUGAGCUUCAACCACAGAUUCAGCAACAGCAGCCUGUGCCGCGGCCUGAAGCCAAGAGCUGA